Messenger RNA from Anopheles coustani, 2224 nucleotides. RefSeq names its product acyl-CoA:lysophosphatidylglycerol acyltransferase 1-like. Gene Ontology annotation, cellular component: endomembrane system. Bases 815 to 2074 code for a protein of 419 amino acids. The transcript has 8 exons. NCBI's taxonomy places the organism in Eukaryota, Metazoa, Arthropoda, Insecta, Diptera, Culicidae. Gene Ontology annotation, molecular function: acyltransferase activity. The record is from RefSeq and is a predicted model, not a curated record.
ACAAUCUGAACUCACGUUCCACUGCCCCGAACGUUUACAAUCGAUGGCAAAUCUAAGCUGCGUUUUACAAUAUACGGACGCUUUGUUGAGCGGCGUGCUCGCUUCUAGAAUACGAAACUAGUCGAUACCCCAUUAAUUCGUGCUGUGCAACCGAUGCAAGGUCAGUCGAGUGUAGAAACAAAAAGUCACAAGUGCGUUUGCUGUAAAUUAGGAAAGAACCAAUUGACACAAGCGUGUGGGAUGCAUCGGAAAAGGACCUCGUAACAAAUCAAUGUAUCCUUCGGAUAAUGCUUUUUGCUGCAGCGCUUCAUCAUCAUCUGAAUGCAACCGACUUUCUAGGGCUAAGCAGGAGGAGAAGAAGCUGAAACACUCGUACAAAAACCGCAGUGUCAAGCGGCGCAGGAAGCACAACACGGGGAAAAUAGGAUUGCCAUACGCCGAACGUUCCAUCUGCCUUUAACUCGCUCCUCGGCCCUGCCUCCUACUUCCCCCAAGCAAACACACACUCGAGCACACUCUGGACAGAUGGGUGACGCAAAAUGGUGCUAUCAUAAAUUAGCCUAGAAAAUCUUCUCCCUGGAGCACGCAGCAGUGUGCUUCUCGCGUGUCCAACUUGAAGAUUAAUCGCGAGAAAGCGGUAGCAGCUAUAGCAUCGCUAGUAGUAGUAAGAAGCUGGUUUGGUAGAAUUAAGGCGCCAGUGAUAAGGGGGCUAGAAAAGUCCCGUUUGUCCAGUACGUAUUAACAUUCCGUGACCACACCGAAGGAAGGGCUGUUGGUAUACGAUUAAAAGCGCGAAUUAACCAACGGAACAACCAUGCCGUGCUGUAGUUUAAGAAAAAUCAUCAAGUACCCUCGGUCGGUGUUGAGGACGAUUCUGGUGGUCGCGAACAACAUCUAUUGCGUGCCGACGUACCUUGUGUGGAUGUUUCUACUGCUACCCUUGAGAAAGAUUCACGAAACGUACUAUUACCGGAUCGAGGGUAUACUGUUUCAUUGGCUACUUGCAAAUGUAUCCAUGUGGUCUUGGACAGCUGGAUAUGAAGUAGUCGAAAUGGGAGACGAUAUAACGACGGCCUUCGACAAACGUACUCUGGUCCUAGCGAAUCACCAGAGCACCUCGGAUGUGCCGCUGCUGAUGGCGGCGUUCAACGCCAAGAAGGGUAUACUGCCGAACAUCAUGUGGAUCAUGGACCGGCUGUUCAAGUACACAAACUUUGGUGCCGUCAGUCUGGUGCAUCAGGACUUUUUCAUUGCAUCGGGAAAGAAUAAUCGCGACAAGUCGUUGGAGCAACUGAAAUCACACAUUUUGAAAUGUUAUAUUCCGCGGAGGCGAAAGUGGAUGGUGCUGUUUCCGGAGGGAGGUUUCUUGCGAAAGCGGAAGGAAAUAAGCCAAAGAUUUGCGGAGAAAAAUAAUUUACCAGUAUUAAACAAUGUCACCUUGCCCCGUGUGGGUGCGAUGAAGGCGAUCAUUGACAUGCUCGGUGCGCCGAGCGAUCUCAACAACAGCUCGGCCACCACUAAUCCCUCCUCGGGAUCACUUCUAGGCAGUGGUGUAAGACAGGAAGCGGCCAAACAAUCGGACGGCAACAGCACUAUCAUCAAUAGCGAAGCAAUAAUUAAAGAUGACGAUGACUGUGAUAACUGUAAGGACGCUUCGUAUGCAUUGCUUAAUGGGCAAUCGGGAGGAUGUCUGGAGUACAUACUGGACAUUACUAUUGCGUAUCCUCAAGGUGUUCCACUAGAUUUACCGAACAUCGUGCACGGAAUGCGAGAGCCCUGCCAGACAUUUUUAUUCUACAAACUUUACCAUAGUUCGGAGGUUCCACGGGAAAGUGAAUCUCUCACGCAGUGGUUGUACAAUCGGUUUUACGAGAAGGAGAAACUGCUUGAAGAAUUCUACCGCACCGGAACAUGGCCAAACAGCUGUUGUAUUCCGCCGACGGUGGUGCACCAGGAUUUGCUUCGUUUUCUGCUAAUUCAUCUGUUUUUCGUCACUUCGACCUACGUGCACUUGCAGUUGAUUUUAACGUUAAUCAACUACACCAACAUAAUGUACGUUUACUUUCUGAGCUAAAUUUCGGAGGCAAUUGUAUUGUUUCCGUUCGCUUGUACUCUCUCUAAUCUCGCGCAGCUACAAUAUGGUGUGUAAGCCAUGAAAAAAAAACAACAUAAUACAAAACGAAGCAGCAGAGACAAAACAGAAGAUAACAAACUAAGAAAAUAA